Molecule: messenger RNA, 5175 nt
Organism: Phragmites australis (common reed)
Lineage: Eukaryota; Viridiplantae; Streptophyta; Magnoliopsida; Poales; Poaceae
Product: exocyst complex component EXO70B1-like
Exons: 2
Coding region: 252-2318 (688 amino acids)
Biological process (GO): exocytosis
Cellular component (GO): exocyst
Molecular function (GO): phosphatidylinositol-4,5-bisphosphate binding
Source: RefSeq, a predicted model, not a curated record
CCCUCCGCUCCCUCAAUCCAUUUGACCAUUUGGGGUUCUCUUCUCCGGCAACCCCCAUUGCUUUUGCCGUCUUCUCCUUGCAAUUGAAUCUUCCAUCCUCCUCUGAACUCGCCUCUAUCCGUCCGCGCCCUUUUACUAGCGUGCAAGUGUUAGCGUGCCCAUCGAUCAGAACUACCCUGCCCGGCCGGCACCACGCCGCGGCGUGACUUCCCAACCCGCCUGCCCAAACCCUAGCCCACCGCCAGCCGGCGAUGUCGGCGCCGCCGUCGCCUCCGCCCCCGCUGCAGCAGCAGGAGGAGGGGCUCCCCGUGCCCUUGCCCGCCGCCGUGGUCGGCGACGACAAGGUCCUGGCCGCGGCGCAGCACAUCGUCAAGUCGCUCGCCACCUCCAAGAACGCUGCCGACGACAUGAUCCGCAUCCUAUCCGGAUUCGACCACCGCCUCUCCUCCAUCACCUCCGACCUCUUUCCCUCCCCCUACCCCGCCCCCUCCGACGCGGCCGCGGAGCCGGUGUCGCAGGAGGAGGAGGGGGCCUCGUUUGCCGCCUUCGACGCCGCGGAGCAGCUCAUCCACCUCUGGGACACCACCCCGGAGGCGCUCGUCUUCGAGGCCCCCGAGGACGACGCCGUGCACUACCUCUCCGCCGUCGACGUCGCCGUCGACCAUCUGGACUCCGCCGCCGUCUCGGGCCGCGCGGGCGUGGUCGUCCAGCUUGCCAUGGCGCGGCUCGAGGAUGAGCUCCGCCACCUCAUGCUCCGCCACGCAGUGCCGCUCGACGCCAGCGGCCUCUACUGCUCGCUACGCCGCCUCUCGCUGGGGUCCAUGGACGACCUCGACACCUCCUCCGAGUUUGAUCCCGCCACCCCGCACAGCCUGGAGGGCGCGCUGGACACCGCCCGCAGCGCCAGCCUCGCGGGGAACAACCCCUUCGACGAUCAGGUGUUCGACCUGGUGCGUCCGGAGACUGUGGGUGAGCUGCACGCCAUCGCUGACCGAAUGGUGCGUGCGGGGUACGCUAGUGAGCUCGCACAGGUGUACUGCGCCAUCCGGCGCGACCUGCUUGAUGAGUGCCUCACAGUGCUCGGCAUCGAGCGUCUCAGCAUCGAUGAGGUGCAGCGUGUUGAGUGGAAGCACCUGAAUGACAUGAUGAAGAAGUGGGUGCUUGGGGUCAAGACGGUUGUCCGGUCCCUUUUGACUGGUGAGCGGCGGCUCUGUGACCAGGUGCUUGCUGCGUCCAAUGAGCUCCGGGAUGAGUGCUUUGUUGAGUCCACCAAGGGUUGCAUCAUGCAGAUCCGUAACUUUGGGGAUGCUGUUGCUGUGUGCUGUCGCUCAACAGAGAAGCUUUCCCGGAUUCUUGACAUGUAUGAGGCACUUGCUGAGGUUAUCCCUGAAUUGAAGGAGCUGUUCUUUGGGAGUUAUGGGGAUGAUGUUAUCCAUGAUUUGGAAGGGGCCUUUGAAAGGCUUGGUGAUGCAGUGAAGGGUACCCUUCUUGAGUUUGGGAAGGUCCUACAGCAGGAGUCAUCACGCCGGCCAAUGAUGGCUGGUGAGAUCCACCCAAUGACACGUUAUGUGAUGAAUUAUCUUAGGUUGUUAGUUGUUUACAGUGAUACACUUGACACACUUUUGGAUGACAAUGGUGCUGGAGAUGUAGAUCAUAAUGUUUUACAUAAUGGCACUGAUGAGGAUGGAGAGUAUCUGAACAGCUUGACCCCAUUUGGACGCCGUUUGGUUAAGCUGAUAUCUUACUUGGAGGCCAAUUUGGAGGAAAAAUCUAAACUUUAUGAGGAUGGUGCGCUGCAGUGCAUAUUUUCCAUGAAUAACACACUCUAUAUUGUCCAAAAGGUGAAGGGUUCCGAGCUUGGGAGGAUUUUGGGUGAUCAUUGGAUACGGAGGCGCCGUGGCAAGAUUCGGCAAAAUUCAAAGAGCUACCUGAGAGUUUCGUGGACCAAAGUUUUAUCUUAUUUGAAGGAUGAUGGACAUGGCAGCAGUGGGAGUGGAAGUUUUAGCGGCAGUGGGAAUUUGAGCUCUAGGAUCAAAGAAAAAUUUAAGAACUUCAACUUGGCCUUUGAUGAGAUAUACAGGAGCCAAACACUCUGGAAGGUACCGGAUCCUCAGCUCCGAGAAGAACUCAAGAUUUCUAUAUCUGAAAACGUUAUCCCAGCAUAUCGUGCUUUUACGGGAAGAUAUGCGAGUCUAGUGGAUAGUGGAAGAAAUUCAGGAAAAUACAUAAAGUACACCCCAGAGGACUUGGAGAAUCAUUUAUCUGAUCUAUUUGAAGGGUCACCUGGGUCUGCCAACCACUCCAGGAGACGAUUGUAAUUUCUUUUGAUGGGAUUUGGCUACAGAUCGUCCUUAGCAUGUUUGGGAAGGGAAGAGCAGCAUGACACCAUUACACAAGUCUUCAUGAGUUUUGCUAGUUUUGCUGUAAUAAGUUAGAGGAAUUUAAUUGUUUCUUACUCUCAGACAUUGAGGAUUAUACUUUAAUGAUGCUAGGUUGUGGUUGGCUUAGUGAGGUUUGAGACUUCAAAGCUAAGAUGAUAAAAGAUGAUAGUGUGUUAUUUUUAUGCUGUUUUAUUAUCUCCUAAUAUAUGAUAUGUUGUAUGCUUUUGCGUAGUCCCUCUUUUCUAGGGAGGUGCUAUCGGAUUUUCUUGUGAUCUGGUUGGUUGUAGGUGUAGCUUCGUAGCAUCCCGGGGUAGUGUGGUUCCCAAGGUGUUGCAUUAAGCAUCUCCUAUUUUUUUUUCUAAGAAUCCUUUCAUCAACAACUUUAUAGGUUUGUUUAUUUUUGUUGUUUGCUCGUGGCUAUAUAUGGUAUAUGACUAUUGCAACUUGUUUGCCUCUAGAUUGUUUUACUAUUUGUUAUGGAAAAUAAUCAACAAAUUAGUUUUCUUUUACAAAUUCCGGACUAAUAGUCCUUGUAUAUCCUUAGCCUUCCUUUUAUUGUUGGUCUUUCUAUAGAUAAAAUUUUCCAUAUUUUGGAGUCUUUAAUCUCUAUAUAAAGAGGAGUCUAGUUUGUAAUAGGUAAUCAAUAAGUAAUUCAGUAAAGGGCUUUGCCCCCAAUCGGCUAUGAUCAGAGUCUCUUCUCGACUGAUAAGCCCCUAGAUUAUAGGGUGAUUAGCCCUUAUCUUGUUGUGUUCAUAUGGUUCUCCAAUAUUUUGGUAUCAGAUUUGUCGCUCUUGCCUUGGGUUUGCUCAAUACCGCCACCAUUGCCUCCUGCUCAAUACUGCCACCGCUGCCUACCCUGUUAAUUCCGCUAAUUUGCACUGCCACUGUUGCUUUGUUUUCACCCGCUAGAUCCUCAAAUUGGAACCAGUUCACAACGCCCCCCCCCCUCUUCCCCCUGCAGCAACCCUCCACCCAAUCCCGCCCCUACAGAAUCCAAUUUUCACAGCCCUUGUUUUCCGCUGCUAUCACCCAGCCAUCUCCAUCUAUUAGCUCCACAACACAUCGACCAUGUACAACAUGAUUCAUCUCAAGGUAGGGGUUCCGCCCUUUCCCAAGCUCUCUUUUCUUACUUACGUUGGUAAAGAAGAUCCGCAACCUGACUCAACUUCUGUGGAUAAUUUUUUUCGUGGGGAACAAAUAUUGGAAGAAGAAAAAGUCUGUUCUUCUACAUAUCAUAUGAUUGGCGAUGUAGAACAAUGGUACAUGCAAUUUGAGCGUAAUCAUGGAUUGGUCAAUUGGGAUAUGCUUGAGCACUACGUCAACAUGCGCUUUGAUACUUCCAUCUGCAGCAAUGCUUUGGGCAAACCAAUGGCACACAUCGGAGGUUAUGAUCCCAUGAAAACCCAAGCUUCAAGAUUCCACUACCCUAGCUCCCAAUAUUUGACAGCAACGAAGACCCCCAACCUUAGUUGGAUUGUUGUGAGCAAGUCUUCUACAUGCAUCAAACAUUGACAGAUGAACAGGUGUGGAUCGCCUCGUGUCAUUUGGCCGGUACUGCACAACAAUGGUAUCUUGACUUGGAGCGCAAGGAAGGAAUCGUACCUUAGAAGAGAUUCUUGGAUUGCAUGCUUAUUCGUUUCCAGUCUACUACAUCAACACAAGCCUCCCCCAGCUUGUCUAAGAUCUAUACCAACGUCGAUGCGUUGUUGAUGAAACUGAAGGAGCAGGUGCCACCUAUCUCAAUGGUCACAUUAGCCCAAGUCGUUUCGCCGCUACCAAUGUCAGCUGAAGUGCUACCAUCUGCUCUCGUGGCCACACACUCGGAGCCCUCCAUAGUGCUACUAGCUCUUGCAAUCUCAUGCAUGAUACUAUCAAAGCCUCGAGCAUUGUCACUCGAACUUGUUGCGUCGCCAUCUGCACCUAGUGGUUCAGUUCCAAUGAAGGAGGUAGAGGCAAAGCAGGAGGCAACAUUGCUUCCAUCCGCGGCGUCAGCGGUCAUCAAACAACCGCCUGCUACUUGUGCUCCAGUGUCACUUGCAUUGCCGGUGGCAAAUGUCUCACUCUCAAUCCAGUUGUCCUUAAUUGUUCCAACUGUGUCUAUGCUGAGAAACAAGGAUGAUAUCACCUCCAUCCUUCACAAUGUGGGUGUGUUCAAGAACUACAAGGAACCUUACAAGAACAUCAGACUUUCAUCAGCGUGGGACUUUCAUGGGUUGCAGCCAUGGCCACCACCGUAGCUCGAGGACGAGUUGUUUCAUAGCGAUGAGGGAAAUGUUAUGGAAAGAAAUCAACAAAUUAGUUUCUUUUUACAAGUUUCGGAUUAAUAGUCUUUUUAUAUCCUUAGCCUUUCUUUUAUUGUUAGUCUUUCUAUAGAUAAACUUUUCCAUGUUUUGGGAGUCUUUAGCCUCUAUAUAAAGAGGAGUCUAGCUUGUAAUAGGUAAUCAAGAAGUAAUUCAGUAAAGGGCUUUGCCCCCAAUCGGCUAUGAUCAGAACCUCUUCUCGAUGAGAGAAGCCUGUAGAAUAGAGGGCGAUCAGCCCUUAUCUCGCUAUGUUCAUAUGGUUCCCCAAUAUAUCAUUGUAGAUUUUCUGUUUGAAAAACAUAAUCUGUGGUUUCAUAUUAUUUGUUUAGUACCGAUGUUUAUUCUUAAGCAUGUGUUCACAUCGGCAAGUUCGUCAUUAACAAAGUGGCUUAAUUUCACUAGAACUUGACGCCUUGGGAUGAAAGCAAGAAUAUAUGUUUUUUGCAGGAAAAUCCACCUAGUAGUAUAACUGAUUUCUCCAUUCUGUUUUUGCC